Molecule: messenger RNA, 1997 nt
Organism: Oryzias latipes (Japanese medaka)
Lineage: Eukaryota; Metazoa; Chordata; Actinopteri; Beloniformes; Adrianichthyidae
Gene: rnd2
Product: Rho family GTPase 2
Biological process (GO): small GTPase-mediated signal transduction
Molecular function (GO): GTPase activity; GTP binding
Source: RefSeq, a predicted model, not a curated record
AUAGAUUUUAGACUUCAGAUCAAUUUUUCCAAAUUCAUUUUUAUGUCUUUUUUAUAUUAGAAUAACAACCAGAGCUUAAGACGAGGUGACUUUAAUUUGCCCCACAGACAUUGGUUCCCAUUAGCGCAGACUGGUAUGUCUUCAUCCCGAAUAUUAGGAAGGCGUGGCCACUCUUCAGAGAGUUAGAGUUCCAGUGCAGGUUGUGCGCGUUCUGUGCGCAGUUUCGGUGACAGAUCAGUUUACUCGUGUAAGAGGGAGCCACACAGAGCUGCAUGCGCGACGCGUUGGAAGAGGUGGACAAAGCGCGCCGGCUCUGCGCACGCCCCUUGUUUUGUUUUGUUUUAUUUUUGGGGCAUUUUUUCUCCAUAUUGUUCGCUUUUUCUAAGUGUCUUAUCAGAUGCUGGAAGCAAACCUUUCCUGUGUCAAGAUUUCCGAUCUGACGGACUAACUAUGGAUAGUCUGGGCAGCCGCUGUAAGAUCGUGGUGGUGGGAGACACGCAAUGUGGGAAAACGGCGCUCUUGCAUGUUUUUGCUAAGGAUUGCUUUCCAGAGAGCUACCUGCCCACCGUGUUUGAAAACUACACAGCCAGCUUUGAGAUAGACAAGCACCGGAUCGAGCUUAACAUGUGGGACACAUCAGGUUCGUCUUAUUACGACAAUGUGAGGCCGCUGGCAUACACCGACUCGGAUGCAGUUCUCAUCUGUUUUGACAUCAGCCGCCCAGAGACUCUUGACAGUGUCAUAAAAAAGUGGCAAGGAGAGACCCAGGAGUUCUGUCCACAAGCCAAAGUGGUGCUGGUAGGCUGUAAACUGGACAUGAGGACAGAUGUCAACACCCUCAGGGAGCUCUCAAAGCAGCGCCUGAUCCCCGUCACUCAUGAGCAGGGAAGCGCAAUAGCCCGGCAGAUAGGCGCCGUGGCGUAUGUGGAGUGCACCUCCAAGGUUUCCGAGAACAGCGUUCGUGACGUGUUCCACAUCACCACUCUGGCGUCAGUGCGCCAGCCGAACAAGCCGCAGCUGAAACGCAGCAGCUCCCGCAAAGGCCUGAAGCGAGGCUCACAGCUCCCCCUGCAACCUCUGCAGAGCCGGACUGAGCAAACGGAUCAAGCCCCGGCCAUGAGGAAGGACCGGGCCAAGAGCUGCGUGCUCAUGUAGAGACCCAGCUUCACACAGUAUACAUAUGUACAUACAUAAGAACAGAAAUAUAUAGCAGAGGAAGUCUAUUUAUUAUUUGAUGUCUUUUUUGGGCUUAUUUUUAUUUUAUUGCACUGAUGGAAAGCGGGAACAGAAAAAUACUUCACUGUGGAGACAAAUGCUCGGAUUCUCAUCUCUUUUUGUUUGUGCGUGUGCAUAUUUUAUAAGCUGUUUACACAUUUGUCUCGUUUUGAAAUGAUGGCAAAUUGGACUAACCCUCCGGACAUGUGGGAGCUGUGAUAGUGGAAGUGCCGCCUCGUCCCGGGAAUUAAAGCGGAAUUAAUUUCCUGACAGGGGAUGGCACGUUGAUGGAGAGCGCAUAAGAGGAGAGCCAUGUUGACGCAGGAUGUCUGCAGAUGAAACUUGUUUUCAAAGGCAGGGCUGCUCGGCAAACAUGAGGACUUUUUUUUAAGCUGCGCUGCCUGAAGUUCCUUCCUGCUGCCAUGAUUGAGAGGAAAGGAUGCACCUACACGGUGAAAAAACAUAUUGUGAUAUAAUCUGAAAGAUGACUCAUUUGAAGGUGGAAAUGAGAUGAAAUGUUGCAUUAAAACCACAAGUGCUUUUUAUUGAAAGAAAAUAUUACUUUAACAUCUAACAUCCGCUUCAGUUGUUUAAAUUAAGGAUUAAAAGUUUCUUUGCUAAAACUAAACUGCAAAAUGCCAGGGCUGUUUUGCUGUACUGUCACUUAAUUUAAGAUUAAAGCAAAAGCCUGACAGCACAGAGAAAAGACGACUUCUCAUUGAAUUCAUUCUGUUUUUAAAGUGUAACAUAUGACCCUGAAAUUAAAGUGUAGAUGCAACAUU